Suillus clintonianus is the source of this 249-nucleotide messenger RNA. RefSeq lists its product as uncharacterized. The record is from RefSeq and is a predicted model, not a curated record. Lineage: Eukaryota; Fungi; Basidiomycota; Agaricomycetes; Boletales; Suillaceae. The transcript has 2 exons. The annotation marks the transcript as partial.
GCAUACUCUGAUCCGAAAGCACACUACCAUAUAGCAUCAAGCACAAGAUAUUUUUUGAAUGUGCAGCAGUGGCUUGGGAGGCAUUCAGAAGAUCGUGCAUUGGAGGAUUUUCUUCCUCGACUUAAAGAUCAUCUCCUUGCCCGAAUCCUUGGACAUCAAUACGACGGUGACGAAAAUGAGUUCAGUGCAGCUGAACGAGCCCAGAUUGUGUUCGUAAAUGAUCAUAUUUUCCAUCAUAAGGUACUUUGA